Messenger RNA from Ostrea edulis (European flat oyster), 3067 nucleotides. RefSeq names its product high affinity cAMP-specific 3',5'-cyclic phosphodiesterase 7A-like. Lineage: Eukaryota; Metazoa; Mollusca; Bivalvia; Ostreida; Ostreidae. The record is from RefSeq and is a predicted model, not a curated record. Gene Ontology annotation, molecular function: 3',5'-cyclic-AMP phosphodiesterase activity. The coding region runs from base 987 to 2924 and encodes 645 amino acids. The transcript has 15 exons.
GUUUCCAUUUGUAAUGAAGUCAUUUUUUACAUCAACCAAUUAGCCCUGCUGCUUGGCUGGCUCGAUAUUCUGUGGGAGACAGUCACACUUGUGAUUUAUGCCGAUACUCAGUGAUGUAGCAACUGUCAAAAUAAAAAUUAAUGAUACAGAUCUCCCCAACUUCUGUAGACUUCUGCGUCAUUGCUGAAUUAACAACGCAUUAGUAAGUUUCACAAAAUCUUCAAAAUGUAGGAGAUUUUCAUUGAAAAUCAUUCCCCUUAGUUGAGUAAGCAUAUAGCCCAUCAAUAGUUUAACUCUUUAUCAAUUUUUUAAAGAAUUUGUAUGAAGACAUUUAAAUCCAGGUGAGAGAAAAUUUGAAAGAAGCUGCCUUGAUGGCUUUUUAACUGACGAGCAGAUCCCUGUGAAUGGCCUGAGAUAAAAUAACAGAGACUCCAGCGAGGCCAUUAUAUCAUCUGAUACUUAACAGGUGCCCUCCAAGUCACAGAUAUGACGUCUUUGUGGACCUAGAUUUUGUAACAUUUUGGGUAAACGUCCAACUGUUACCUGUAAUGGCUUAUAGAAACGUACACCAGGUCGUGGAUUCGGGGACCCGCGUCAAACUCCUGGGGCAGAAACAAAGCUUUGGUUACUAGUUUCUGAUCAAUGACUGUGGAUGGAUGUGCAUUGACAGUGUUGCAAUAAACCAGAGAGAUACUACAGAAAGGAUGUAACUUACAGGAUUACACAGAGCUAAUCAGCAAUUGACUUGUUUACUGUGAGACGGAAGGCAGUUUGCUAAACAACCUACACUUAACAACACUGUCAGACAGAUUUUAAGGUGUCACCAUCAAGUCUGAUUUUAAUGGAUCAAGAUUAUUGCCUCCCUCCCUACUGUUCCAAGUAACCUUUUGACCCCCGUCCAAGGUCACACAUCAGUACAAUUACUCACAGAGAGACGAGGUGGAAUUUCCUUUGGACGAGACGACAACAAUGCAAUUUAUGUCAGAAUGCUGGGUGAUGUCCGUUUGAAGGUGACAUCAAAGACGGAGAAAGCAACUCUAAAUCCUCAAGAUCGCAAACUUCUAGAAAGGUUGCUGGUAACAGAUCAAAAAUCACGAUUAUCUUCCCGUUUUCAAAGUUUUAACAAACACCAGCGAAAACGCAAUGCCACAGAGAAUGCAUCCCGCCAACUUCAGUCCCUAUUGGACCAACAGUAUUCUCAGCAGGCUCAGGAGCUGAUGAGUCAACUUAGUGUAUGGAAUUUUGACAUUUUCAAUUUAGACGUUUUAACGGGGGGGAGGUCUCUGACUCAUGUUGCCAUCCAUUUAUUUAAGAAGUAUAAUCUCAUCUCCACAUUCAAAUUGGACUUCAUCAAACUCAUGCAGACAUUUACUCUGAUAGAGAAUGGUUACCACGGAAAUAAUCCUUACCACAAUUCUGUCCAUGCAGCAGACGUCACCCAGGCGAUGCAUUGCUACCUACAGGAGGUCAAGUUAAAAGACUGGAUCCCAAAAUUUGAGGUCAUGACCUCUCUGUUGGCAGCCAUGACACACGACCUAGACCACCCAGGGGUUAACCAAACAUUUCUGAUCAAAACAGGCAAUCACCUGGCAAAUCUAUACCAGAACACUUCAGUCCUGGAGAACCAUCAUUGGCGCUGUGCAGUUGGUGUAUUUUAUGAGACAGGAGUGUUCAGCCAUUUUGACCAAGACUCAUGGAACCAAAUAACAUGGCAACUUCGUUCUUUGAUAUUAGCAACUGAUAUUACUCGACAACAGGAAUUUCUUAGCCGGUUUAAGAAAUACCUGGAUGAAAAUAACUUAGAUUAUGAAAAUAAUUUGCAGGAUCGAAUCUUCUUGUUACAGAUAGCAUUAAAAUGUGCUGAUAUAUGUAACCCGUGUCGUGAAUUUGGUCAAAGUAAACAGUGGAGUGAACGAGUCUGCCAAGAGUUCUUUCGACAGGGUGACUAUGAGAGGGAGUUAGAAGUUCCUGUUACACCCAUGUGUAACCGAGUAACUAUGACAACAGCUAAGAUACAAGCUGGAUUUAUGGAGUACGUGGUAAGCCCUUUGUUUUACGCCUGGAGACAGUUUCUUCCUUCAAAGCUCAGUGAUUUGAUGUUAGACAAUAUUGCACAAAAUCAGAAAUACUGGCAGAGUGUGGUCGAAAGUGAGGGAGAGAUAUGUAAAUCUAAGGAGUCAACAGAGGAGGAGAAGGUGAAUGAAGAAGAGCAAAGUGACACAGUGGAGGAUGGAAGACUUCCUCUGAACUAUAUUCACAUCACUGACGAGGACAAUAACUCCCUGUGUACAGACAGCCGCCGCGGCAGUUGUAGGAGUCUAUCUCCCGUUCGUGAAAUCACAGAAAAUGGCUGGGAUCCCGAGCAGAGACGGCAUAGCAUGCCUCCUGCAUAUGUCAGACGGGAGAUUACGUGUGUGACUAUUCGUAGAGACAGUGUUCCCAUGUCUCCGUAUCUACGGCGACAGAGUUUACCCACUGCCAUGUUAGUUCAUACAUCCUCUCUUGAGAAACUCUCCGGCAAGUUAUCUACACUUGCACAACGUCACAACUUGGCAAACAAAAGCAUAUCUAUGGAGGAGUUGAUGUCUCGUCCAAAAAUCUCCAAUCUCACAACCAGUUACGAGACCAGUUUACUGGCCAGUGGACUGUCCGUUGUCACGGAUCCAUUGUACUCAAAUUCUCACAGCAGCAUUGUUCGAUUUCUCACUGUACCUCAGAACUCCCCUAACCGUGAUCCUAGUCACCCUGCAGACUUGAACACAUUCCCAUGGUCAAGCAAUAAAUGUGCUCAAAAAUGUGAUCAGCAAAACAAGCAUAUAAAUGACUCAGACUGUAUAGGAAAAGUAAAGUGUAUCAGUGACCCAGACUGUAUAGGAAGUCUCAACGUAGCUGGAAAUUCCUCAGUCCCACCCAAAACCCACUAGUCUUUCAUUUGUACAUUUGUAAACCAUUUAAUAUUUGUAAGAAAAUUUUAAAAGGGUAAUUAUUUACUUUUUAACAACUGACAAGAAAUUUAUAUAUAUAUUUAUAUCUACAUUUAAAUAAAUUGUUGUCAUAGUUUUAUAAA